AUGAGCGUCUCCCAACGAGUGGGUCCACCCGACCUCUGGCCUCGCCAGCCGCACCCUUCGGGCGCUCUCUACGGUGAACUGCCUCUCACUCUGCCGCGAACGCGCUCGAACUCGCAUAUAGUCGUUAUCGUUUCCAGAGAGAACGGUGUGACCUCGUAUGAGGUCCGACGUCGUGUCGACGAUGAGCCUCACUGCUGCCAGAUCGACACCUCCAGCGAAUGGAUCUUGGCUGGCGGUGUCCGCGUAGAGAAGAAGCGUAGCGAUAAACCCCGAGCCAAGGUCGGGGGCAUGUCUGUAGCUGUUCUCGUUGCUCAACAGCGCCCCAGCACGGAUCCAGAGCGCAUUUAUGUCGAUCACGCUGACGGCAACUCGCUCAAUGAUACCUUUGCGAACCUGCACUGGGUCACGCCGGCGUUCAACUCGUGGAACCGGCCACGAAAGGAGAGGGCCGAAUACUUCGGGGUCUAUAUGACCGGACAAACAAAGAACUGCAUCAGCGUGAUAUUUCGCGAUGUGCACCAAGGCUCCUACGACAACUGCGAGACUGCGGCGCGGGUGUACGAUCUUGUUGUGCGCCUUGCAUACAAGGAUCAAGUCGAAAAGACUCCGCACAUGCUCAACAAUCUGCCGCGCCAUGACGAGCAUGUAAUCAAGGUCGAAUCAAGGGCUGACGGGGUCGAUAUUUAUCGAGUUGAUCAUUACUACCUGGUGGUCUUCGGCAACAACGUGCAAAGCAAGCAUGCCACACUGGAAUGGACACAGGACGCCGCCGAGAGGUUCAUCUCUGACCAGAAGUGGGAGCAGCUCAGGAUUUGGUUGAACAGGCGGUUCCGGCGCCAAAACCUUGAGAUCCGCAACGCGAUCACCCGCAAUGCAGACAACGUCGCCUUCAUGCCAAUGAAACCUUCGAAAAACACAUCGGUCGAGGUGCUCAUGGACGAUUCCACGUGGUUGGACUUGAUGGCGGCUGAGGUGACCCUGCUCUGCGGCUACAACAAAAGGCCCACGUUCAGACUCGAUGGUAAGACCGAGUUCCUAAACCGCUUUCUGCGUAGGGACGUCAUUGAUCACGUCAACCACAAUGUUUUGGACCAUAGGCUCGCCAACCUCGAGGUCAGAGAUCGCUCUGCAAACUCGCAGAAUGCACGAAAGGGGUCAAGUGCGCUCAUGGGUAUCACGCCAACAAAGGCAGGCGGCUGGAUCGUGCUCACAAAGGCCAAGGGCGAAGAUCGCAUGCCUAGCAAAACCUUUGCUGCUGGCGACCUCGAAAAUGCGAUCGAGCUCUACGACCUUACGGCUCUCUAUCAGCACGGGCCUUGUGCGCUCAUCAACAAUCCCGAUAACUUGGACGAGUAUCUCAAGGCGCUCAAGGAAGAUAAGACGAAGGAGAAGGUGAAGGACUUCCUGGCGGGAAGGCGACAGAAGAAGUCGAUGUAUGAAGGCGUCGGUGGCAACUUCACCGAUGCUCGCGACGAAGUUCGAUCUGCCAUCUACGCCGAUUUUAUGAAGCUCAAGUCGAAGGGGACGGAAUGGCGCCUAAAUUUCGAGUUCAUGCGGCCUUGGUACCUCUACUACCUGCCGGAACUCAACCUGGACAACGCUAGGGUCAUUCUCGACAAGGCCUACAGGGUGAUGGGUGGCGAUGACUUUGUGAGAGAAAGCAGGGAGGCCAGGACCGAAAGUCCUCGCGGGUCGCCUUCUAGCAAGCGCAAGCGUGAUUAG
Sporisorium graminicola is the source of this 1722-nucleotide messenger RNA. RefSeq lists its product as uncharacterized. Bases 1 to 1722 code for a protein of 573 amino acids. The record is from RefSeq and is a predicted model, not a curated record. NCBI's taxonomy places the organism in Eukaryota, Fungi, Basidiomycota, Ustilaginomycetes, Ustilaginales, Ustilaginaceae. The transcript has a single exon.